AUGGUCAUUCAGCACAUCGCCUCCGGUGCUGAGGAGCCCAAGACUCCUGAGUCCAGUGGCUGUGGCUCUGAGUCAAAUGCCUCUGAAACUGUGUAUGAUACCCGCAAGAAUGGCAUCAAGCAUGUCGAAUAUGCCCCUCGCGACCCUAGUACUCCUGAUCCUUCUACUCCUGAUCAGAGUACUUCCGGACGUAACACUCCCGAGUCACAUACUAAACCGAAUGGAAGAUGCUACCAGCCGAGAUAUCCUCGGCGUGCGGAUCGCAUAAAUCAAGCCAUUACGGCUAAGAAUGCCCAGUGCUUCUUUGAUCACUCAUGUUCUAUCUUUGUUGGAAAUCUGUCUACCAAAAUCGUUCCUGCACGUAUGGAGGAAGACCUAGUCAAGGCGUUCUCCGAGUUUGGUCAGUGCUGGGUCAAGGUCAAGGAAGGCAGACAGAAAGCCCUACCUGGCGCGUUUGUGGUAUUUGAUAACCCCGAGUCUGCACAAAAUGCCAUCGAGCAGUACCCCAGGAUCCAACUGCAUGAUCGCACACUGAGGGUUGAACCUGCUGCUUGUAAACGCGACGCCAUCAUUGGACACCACUCCGGACAGCCCAUUACUGAGCACGACAUCGCUUACGCGCUCAACAGCUGGGGUUCUAUUGAAAACGUCACCAUCGAGCAGUCACUGAACUCAGGCGAGCCUCUUCAGGUCGGCCGAGUCACUUUUGCCUUCCUCGGCGACUACGAGGAAGCCAUCAAGGAUUAUUCCGACGAAACCUUCUAUCUGCGGCCACCCAUGGAUUCUCAGAGAUCUCCGGGCAAUCAAGCCGGGCGAGCCAAUAACCAAAUGGCACCCCGUGGCAACGGCCAGAGAUUCAACAACAACCACAAUAACCGUCCCAGAGGCGGUCGUCAGUUCCCAACUCGUGGAGGUAAUGCCCGCAGUAACUAUGGUGGAAACAAUCGAUACUCCAACGGCUACGGAAAUCAUCAGAACAUGAACGGUCCAACCUCCCCAAACGGUUACAAUGGCCAGGGCUUCGCAAACAAUAACGUUCCAGCCGGCUUCCCGAGCAAUCACUUCCCUGGCCACGGCUACUCCAACAGCACUGGCUUCCAUCAAAACCAUCCAAACAAUUUCCAGGGCUAUCCCAACCAAGGCUUCCCAGCUUCAGGUCCUUUCCCCGCUGCCCAGCCUAUGAUGUUUAACCCCCAGAUGCAAUUCCAAGAAGGCCCGCCUGCACCAUACUACACUGCCGAGCAUUUCCCACCGGUCUACCCUUUCAUUGUUCCCAACCAACCCGGCUUCCUCCCACAACCACCUCUGCCGCAACACUUGCCUCAGCAAAUGCACAUGGCUAACGUGGGUCCUGGUCCUGGUCCUGGCUCAUAUCUGCCUCCCAUCACGACUGGCCCUCUCGUUGUCUCCAGUCAACCAAUGCACGACAUACAACCUAGUCAACAUUCACCACCAUACUACCCAGAUUCAUACAUGGCUGACAAUGGAUACACUGGCAUGCAAAACGACUGGCACAGCCCCUCAACUGGCUAUGGUUUGCAAGAGGGGUACACCCACAAUCAACCUAUUAACAACCUGCCCGGCUUGCACCGAGAGACCGCUUCCAGCUGCCGAUCUAGCAGUGAUAGCACUGCCCCCAGCAGCCCUAAGGAAAAGGGAUGUGAGCGCCCCAAGCGCCAGGGUCCAAUGAUUGACUCCGAGAUUUCUCGUCUGAUCCCUGUGCGCCAUGAUACUGAUGGAAGUUCGGACCUUCCCCCAACCCAGCCUGACUAUUCUGAGAGUGGUAGCGUCACUGAUACCCCUUCCGAGCCUCUGGGUGAUGCGGAAAAGGAAGACGACACGCAGACCGCUGUGAGCGAGCCUGUUCUAAGCUCGCGCAAUACCGUUGAAGCUCCAGCUCAGGAUAAGAAGGAAAUUGCAGAUGAUGAAACGCCCAAGGACGAGACCAAGCAGCUGCUGGCAGCCCCGCCCAGUGUUGAACAAGUUGCUGAUCGAAAGGGCAAGGGAGUGCUCCGCUCCAUAACUCCCAAACAUGAGUCCAAGUUGAUACCCACUAUUCCCUUGCAUGCUAAGAGAGCUGCAUACGGAGAAGGAAAAGCGGCGAGUCUGGAGUCUCCAACUAAGUCUCCAAUCAAGGCUGAGUCCUCUGCAUCGGCAGCCCCCAAGACGCCGGCUCCAGCCGAGUCCAAGAAAGCAGUUGCCUCCGAGACAUCCACCACAGUUGAGCCCCAGAGAACAAUUCCCAAGUACUCUGCCACAGCAAGCUCCUGGAGAUCUGCCGCUCCCGCCUCCGUAAAAUCUCACAGUCCCAAGUCAGUAACUGCCCCAAAGCCACCCAGUGCCUCUACCAACGUCGAAUCCCAGGAUCAACCAACCCCAAAUUCCCCCCCUACCGCUAAAUUCGGGGGAAAGUCCUCCUCCAAUCUUCCGAGCAAGCCACCCGCCCCCGAUCUAACCAGAGAUGAUACCAAGGGCAAGUUUCAGGCGCACGAGGACGUCAAGGGAAAGGGCAAAGCUUCAGAGACAGAGCAGGUUUACAUUAAGGCAAAAGGCAAGGCUCAAGAGACAGAGCAGGAGGAAGAGAAAGAGAAGGAGGAAGAGAAAGAGAAGGAGGAAGAGAAAGAGAAGGAGGCAGAAGUGGCAGAGGAAGCAUCUGAACCAGCAGCAAAAGCCGAAGAGGAAAUACGAAUGGAUGCAUUUAUCCGCGAGCGUUUUGCUGACCGCACGCCCCUGCCACAAGAUUUUAUGCCCAAGGAAUAUGCUAUGGAGGAAAUUGUCAUGGACAAGGCAACUGAGCUGGAGAUUAGUUUGGAAGAGGCGUGGCUGCUAGCAUUUAUCAUGGAAAUGGAGGAUGAACAAAGGAAGAAAUACGCCAAUGCAGAUGAUGCUAACGAAGAGACCCCAAACGAGGAGACGGCCAACCAAGAGAACGCCAAUUAUGAGGAUUCUCCUCCUCCUACUCCUGCACUCACGAACGGUCCAUCUGCUUCAUCGCGGGAUGAGGAAGAGCCGAUCAAUGUUUGGGACGAAGAAUGGAAUGAUCACAACUAA
This is a messenger RNA of Penicillium canescens, 3051 nucleotides long. RefSeq lists its product as uncharacterized. NCBI's taxonomy places the organism in Eukaryota, Fungi, Ascomycota, Eurotiomycetes, Eurotiales, Aspergillaceae. Gene Ontology annotation, molecular function: RNA binding. The transcript is spliced from 5 exons. The coding region runs from base 1 to 3051 and encodes 1016 amino acids. The record is from RefSeq and is a predicted model, not a curated record.